AUGGUGGACGACCCGACCAAUCCAAACAAGUUCGAAGGCGUCUACACCAUCAUCGGCAUACCUAAGCCGAAUACUUACUGGAUCCGAGAGCGGGACACCGGUGUAGAACACACCGUAUGUGUCGAUCGCCUUAAGCCGUACCUUAACCCGGACGGCCCGAGUCGCAGAAUAACACGCUCAUCCAAGAAGAAGAGCGGCGACGCAGAACCUGAACCCACAGAGUCGGAAAGGUGCAACAACAAGGCAGAGCCAGGACAAGAUGUAGAGCUCCCACAUGCCCAGAGCAAACUUGAGACGCUGCUCAAAAAGCAGAAGCCCGGAAAGGGCCCGUCCAAGAAACUUGUGGCGGAGCAGCAAAAGACUUUGCGAAUCCCCGGCUAUGGCCCACCUGACCCAAAGACAUCAGACCCAGAGCCACCAGUAAAGCGUGGCCCAGGCCGACCUCGAAAGGCCAAACCGGAUUUCGAGACACCGGCGCUUCAAAAACUCCAAAACCAGCCAUUGGCCGCUAUUGACCCGACUUUGGCCCCGGCGGAACCAGAAAAAGGAACAUCCGCUACGGACAAGCCAGCGGCGACCGAAGGGCCAAAGGUGGCCCUGACGCCCAAGGAAAAGCCCAAGAAACCAAAGACGCCCAAGAAGCCUAAGGCACCCUUACGGCCCAAGCCGGAAGAUGAAGGGACGUCCAAUGGGACCCAACUACUCCCACCAUUGCGGAUUGAAUCCCCAUUGAACCUCUUGGCCGACGGCCGGACUCCACUCUACCAACUUCAGGACAAUCUGAAGGAAGUAGAGAACGCCAUCCAAGAAUUGGAGGCCAUGAUUCGAGAAUUGGACAGCCGCAGCCCUCACUACCGUGAGAUGGCUCAGCGCAUCAUUCUCGAUCAAGACGAAUUCCGGCGUCUCGCUCAUGAACUUAGCACUGCUGGCGGCAUCUCGCAGGCUGAGAGACCAGCUGGAACAGUAUCGGACGGAAAGACAGCUGAGGACCGAAGGAUCCGCAGCACCAACACGUCCGCCACCAGCACCAUCAGCACCACCUCCACCAUUGAACCCAACAGUCGUAGUUACCGCUACGACUAG
Molecule: messenger RNA, 1083 nt
Organism: Paramacrobiotus metropolitanus
Lineage: Eukaryota; Metazoa; Tardigrada; Eutardigrada; Parachela; Macrobiotidae
Product: proteoglycan 4-like
Exons: 3
Coding region: 1-1083 (360 amino acids)
Source: RefSeq, a predicted model, not a curated record